UUUUCAUGCUAUAUAUGAGUGAGAACUAAGCAUGAAAAAAACUACUUCAAUUCAUUUCCUCUGCCAAGUUUCAAAAUGCUUUUGAGCUUGCAAAACACCAUGAAAAUGGGCUUCAUAACACUCAUAACAUUUCUACUUUUCAUAAUGCCUGCACACUCUUCCUCCAAAUAUGUUGGAAACAACAUGCUCACAAAUCGAAAGAUUUUCCUCAAACAAGAAGCCUUAACCUCUUACGCUGUCAUCUUUGACGCUGGUAGUACUGGCACUCGAGUCCAUGUUUACCAUUUUGACCAAAACUUAAACCUCCUUCACAUUGGCAAUGAUAUUGAGUUUGUUAACAAGGUCACUCCAGGUUUGAGUGCAUACGCUGCUAAUCCUGGAAAAGCAGCAAAAUCUAUUAUUCCACUUCUAGAAGAAGCUGAAAGUGUGGUUCCUGAAGAUCUGCACACAAAAACACCUCUUAAACUUGGGGCAACUGCAGGUUUAAGGCUCUUGGAUGGAGAUUCUGCUGAAAAGAUAUUACAAUCGGUGAGAGACAUGUUCAACAACAGAAGUGCCCUCAAUGUUCAACCUGAUGCUGUUUCUCUUAUAGAUGGAACCCAAGAAGGUUCUUAUAUGUGGGUGACAGUUAACUAUGUAUUAGGAAAUUUGGGAAAAAGCUUUGCAAAAACAGUUGGAGUAAUAGAUCUUGGAGGUGGUUCACUUCAAAUGACAUAUGCAGUGUCAAAGGAAACAGCUAAAAAUGCUCCACAAGUUGCAGAUGGUGAAGAUCCAUACAUCAAGAAAAUUGUACUCAAUGGAAAGCAAUAUGAUCUCUAUGUUCAUAGUUACCUAGGGUUUGGUAAAGAAGCAACUAGAGCACAGGUUUUGAAUGUCACUUUUGGAUCUGCUAACCCUUGCAUCUUACCUGGAUUUAAUGGAAUCUUUAAAUAUUCAGGAGUGGAGUAUAAGGCUUUUGCCCCAACUUAUGGCGCCAACUUCGACGAAUGCAAAGAGAUAAUUCUUAAGGUUCUUAGAUUGAAUGAUCCAUGUCCUUCUUCAAGUUGCUCUUUUAGAGGAAUAUGGAAUGGUGGAGGAGGAAGUGGCCAGAAAAAUCUUUUUGCUGCUUCAGCUUUCUCAUACCUAACUAAAGAUGUUGGUUUGGCUGACCCAACUAAACCUAAUUCCAAAAUUCUUCCGGGAGAUCUCGAAACCGAAGCUAAAAGAGCUUGUGCAUUAAACUUAGAGGAUGUGAAAUCGAUUUAUCCACGUCUUACCGUUGAAAAGCAUCCAUAUGUAUGCUUGGAUCUUUUAUACCAGCAUGUGUUACUCGUCAAAGGAUUUGGGUUGGAUGCACAACAAGAGAUUACAAUGGGGACUGGAAUUCAGUAUCAGAAUUCUGUGGUUGAAGCUGCAUGGCCUCUAGGUACUGCAGUGGAAGCUAUAUCAGCAUUGCCUAAGUUUGAGAGAUUAAUGUAUUUCAUUUAGGUUUCUAGACAACCUCGUAUGUUUCAAGUAGUUAGUUCAAUGCUAAAAACUAACGUUAUCUAAAAUUAAAUAAAAUUGGUGGGUUUUGU
Messenger RNA from Vicia villosa (hairy vetch), 1556 nucleotides. RefSeq names its product nucleoside-triphosphatase-like. Gene Ontology annotation, biological process: nucleoside diphosphate catabolic process. Lineage: Eukaryota; Viridiplantae; Streptophyta; Magnoliopsida; Fabales; Fabaceae. Gene Ontology annotation, molecular function: nucleoside diphosphate phosphatase activity. The coding region runs from base 76 to 1467 and encodes 463 amino acids. The transcript has 9 exons. Gene Ontology annotation, cellular component: membrane. The record is from RefSeq and is a predicted model, not a curated record.